CAUCAAGGUGGAGGAAAAUUUUUCGCGAUUUCAAAUCCGUUUCCGUCGUCGUUGUCGUCGCGAAAGUUAGCAUUAAUUCGCUUUCGUCCAAUUAAUUUCGGCGCGAGUUCCGAUGCCAGUUGCGAGUGUCGUGCGUGCGGCGGAUUAGAAGCACCGGAACGAGGACGAGUCAAUGUCGCUCAAGCAACAGCAGCAGCACCAACCCCUGCUGAACCCGGAAGUGGGCGGCGUCGGCAGUGCGUGUGCAAUGGAAAAAUUGCUGGAAGCCCAGCAGCAGCAGUUGGAUGACAUAACGAGCGAAUCGUCCUUCCUGGAGUUUCUCCGGAACGAGCAGAGCUGUCUGACGGGUGUCACGAAUGGGAACGGUUCCGGCGGGUGUGCGGAGGAGGUGGAUGUGGAUAGGAUUUUCGAGCAGGUUAGCCAGUUGGCUGGGAGCGGAGAGGAUGGGAAAAGUGUUGAAGAAAUUCUGAGGGAAGCGGAACAGCUGAUCCGGAAGCAGCAUCCGCUGUUCGGGGGAAACGGUGCCCAUGAAGACGACGAUGGCGGUGCAUGUGACGGGAUAAGGCAAGUGCAACGGGCCAUGUGUGGGUAUAGGGACAUUUCCUGCGAAUCGACGCCGAUGGAGAUGCGGACCGGAGUGCUGGAGGAGCUGGAGGCAAUCGCUCGGAGGGAGGAGGAAAGCAAGGCCUUCGCCAUGCAAAUCUUCCACCACGAGGAACACGAACCUCCAGCAAAGGACUUGAUCCGGCGUAAAAGCUUCACCAUCAGCACGGCCGGCGAAGAACCGGACAGUCAGUGCGGCCAGCGUCCGUAUUCCGAUCAGACCUACACUGUUCCGACCCCAACGCAGACAACCAGUACAGAAAUGCGCACCAAAAAGAGCACCACCGGCAAGACAUCGUCGAGCGGUGCUUCCUCGACUCCGGCUAAAUCCUCAACACCGAAGAAACGGAACAGCAUCAGCAGGGCUUCAUCCGCAACGCCAACACACUCGCAGUUUCCCCGCCGUUCCAUCGAAGCGGACAAAGAGAACCAACUGCUGUUGAGUCAAUCGCGGAUUAGAGAUUUGGAGGAAAUCUACAAUCUGACGUUGAACGAGGGAUCCCGGGAGAAGAAGAGUCCCUCUCCGGCAUCGACGUUGGUCCGGGAGAAGACAUUCUGCGACAAGUCGACGGCUCCAUCGCCGACGCGAACCGCUCCGGAUUCGCUCGUCAGCUGGGCCAAGGAACGGGAACUGGAAGGAAGCAUAACCGAGCUGGAGGAGAAGCUCAAGGAUACCGAGGAGCGGUACGAGAGCUUGAAGAUUCAGUACGAUACGCUGUCGCACGUGCAUCGGGCGCUGAGAGAGAACCACGGUGCCAUCCAGGAGGAAAGUGACAAGCUGAAGCUGGAUGUUCAGCAUCUGACCGAGUGUGCCAACGUUUUGAGAUCUGAGCUGCAGUCGGCUCGAAGUGACCGCGAUGCGGCACUGGAACUGCAGAAGAUUCUGCAGUCCGAGCUGGAGGAGUCCCGCCGAGAGAAGAAACGCUACCAGGAGCUUAACGAGAAGGACACCAAAACCAUUCAGGACCUGCAGCGGCAGUGUCGUGAGAUGGAACGGAUACUGAUGAGAAAACAUCCGGACUCGGUGUCGGCUUUGAUCGUUGCCAGUAAAAACACCAACAGCAAACCAACGGAGGAAAGCUCGCAGACACGCCGUCUACUAGAGCAGCGCAUUGCCCAGCUGGAAGCGGACGCCAAGGAGCAGGACGCCAAGGCGCAAAGUAUCUUGGCCAACGUGCAGGCUCGCUUCAACUCAGUGCAGUCCAAGUACGAGACUCACAUUGCCGAUCUGGAGAUGCAGGUGCUUAGUUUGCAGGAUAUCAACGGCAAGCUGAACGAAAAAAUUAUCCGGCAAAUUGACGAACUGUCGAGCAUCACCAGCCAUGCGGCGGCUUCGUUUUCGAAGGUUAACGCAACCGCCAACGCUACCAGCAGCAGCUUUACGCAAACCGAAGAAUUUCCCGACAAGGAGUGUAUUAAAACUAGGUCCAUUUCAGUGCAGACCGAUAGCAGGCUGACCGGAACGGGUGCGGGACGGAACCAAUCGGCCGGUCCAAAGCGAGCGUCGUCGGCCAGUGCCAGUGGAAAGAUUCCCAAUUCGUUGUCCGAUUCGCAGAUUCAGAGCCGGGAGGAUGCCCACCUGUUGGCGACCAUUCGGGGAAUGCGUGUGGACUUGGCCAUCAAGGAGAAAGCCGUUCAGCGAUUGACCCGGGAGGUAGAAGACUGCAAAAAGACGAUCAAGAAGCUACAGAAGGAACGGGAUACCUCCCUGAAACCGGAGGGCCGGUCCGGUACUUCGUCUUCGGCUUCAUCCACGGGAAAAGGUAAGACGUACGAUCCUGCUCAUUAUGCCGACGGUUUGGCAUCCGACGCCAGUGCUUUGAAGGAUGCACACUUGAAGAUCAAACUGUUGGAGGCGGACUACAAGACGUUGCAUGACAAGAGACUUCAGGAUCUGAAAACCCUGCAGGCAGCCCACGAACGGGAGCUGGUCGCAUGCCACGAAACGGUCCGAAUCCUGCAGCAGCGUUUGGCAGAACGCGAGGAACAUCUGCACACCAAGGAGAAGCGACGACCCAACCACAAUAUCGACUACUUCGCCCUGAAGGCAAAGGUGACUUCGCUGGAACGGCGCCACAGCGAACGGGAACAACGCCUACACAUGCUGGUCGAAGCCCUCAGCAAGGGAGGUAAGUUGAAUGGCGUUCACAUUCGUGCUUUGGCUACGGCGGCAGCGGCCACCAGUGGCAACCCGAGCGCGAUUGGCGACGAGGAAAACCAUAACCUAGUGAAUCCGCAACCGCAGUCGCACCAGCAGCAGAAUGCCACCGUGGGAGGGAACUAGGUACGUGUGGGGGUUCCUAAGACUGUCAAACACGACACACCCUUCUAGAUCUCAAGAAACCAAAUUUUAGAUUGUUCUUCUUAACCCCCGUAGCAUUGUAGUGGAUUAUUACAUUCAAUUGAAUCCUACUACUAGUAGUGUUUUAUAGAGAUUAAAUGGUUCAAUUUAAAAGGUUACUCUGAACUAAAUACGAAUAGUCCCAACUACACACUAUUUAAUAAGAGUCAAUUUUAGGAUAAUUUUCAACCCUCACCGUUAGCUAUAGUGAUUUUGUUGUUGUUCGUUUAACUUUGUUCGUACUCAUUCCAAAUCAUUUCCAAAGAUAAGUUUCGGUAAACGGUGAUUUUCGAAAGACUGCCUCGGAAAACGGAAACCGUCGGUGAACAGAACAGAACGAGGGAAUCAAAUUCCCAGGAAGUCCAAUUCAAUCUAUACUUUCAACAGAACUAAGUGUAACAACUCUCGGAUAAAAGGUAAGGUAGUAAGAUAACAGAGAAAUAGCGUCCAGUGACGGGUGCCUGCAUAAGGACCCUUCUUAGAAGACUAUUAGUAGGUGUUUGUAGUGCCUCUUUCGAGGGAAAGCAGUGCUGGGAGGCGUUGGUUGGUGUUUUUAAGAAAAGUCCAUUCAGUCCUUAGUUUCUAAGAUUAGUUGUUAGGAUUUAGCAUUUAUGAAGUAGAUAACUAGUCGCCGUUAAGUCGGUUUAAGAAACGAUACUCAAUUGCAGCCGUUCCGUUUUAGAUUCAUUAGCAUUCUCUUCACAGCAAUGUGUCUACAUCUUAUAUGAGCGAAUGAUUGACAAUAGUUUCAAGACUUUAGAUAAUUGAUUUAGUUUGCAGCAG
This is a messenger RNA of Ochlerotatus camptorhynchus, 3727 nucleotides long. Its product is annotated as centrosomal protein of 162 kDa-like. Gene Ontology annotation, cellular component: centriole; centrosome; axonemal microtubule. The record is from RefSeq and is a predicted model, not a curated record. Lineage: Eukaryota; Metazoa; Arthropoda; Insecta; Diptera; Culicidae. The coding region runs from base 173 to 2887 and encodes 904 amino acids. The transcript is spliced from 6 exons. Gene Ontology annotation, biological process: cilium assembly.